Drosophila grimshawi is the source of this 3313-nucleotide messenger RNA. Its product is annotated as putative mediator of RNA polymerase II transcription subunit 26. The transcript has 6 exons. The record is from RefSeq and is a predicted model, not a curated record. Lineage: Eukaryota; Metazoa; Arthropoda; Insecta; Diptera; Drosophilidae. Bases 766 to 3219 code for a protein of 817 amino acids.
AGCUAUGUGUACAUAUUUGCUGUUGCACUCAUUCAGUUUUCGACUGUGCAACGAGACGCUUGUUCAGCCAAUAAAGCGGUUUGUCGGCAUCGGCAUCGGCCAACUCAAAUUUCGUCGCGACAGCUUAGCCUCCAGCACCGAAACCGAAAUCAAAGUCAAGCGAAACUCCUGUCAAAAGGGAGUUUGAUUGUUUAUUGUUUAUAUGCGCUUUGGGUUUACGAGUCGUGAUUAUAAACAAACCCAAUUAUGCUUAAUCGCCUCAUUUUGCUUACUAAGAACUGGACACAAAAAAAAAAAAAAACAAAUCAAGUUAUUGUACAUAUAAAUACAAAAUUAUUCAUUUGAUAUUCGGCUUACAGUUCAGUAUCAUUGAAAAAAUAAAAUAUUUGGGAAUCAAAUAACUCGAUUCUCUUAAGGUUGCCGCAAUUUGAUAUUAAUUCAAAACAACACAGUGAAGCUGAAAUUGAAAUGAUCUUUGAAGUUUCCAUUACGUACCAGAAACUUAAUCCACAAACACUUUCUUAUAUGCAACUCAUCAGCUCCUGAAAACGCUGACGUGGCAAAUUUGCUGCGACUGUUAAUUGGGUUGCCGCUUAUGUAGUGUACAAAAUGUGAUUAGGAGCGCAGCGAAAAAUCAAAAUUGUCCAGCACGGUUACCAGUAAGCCUCAACAGCCAUUAUCUGAAAACUGACAACGUUUGGUGAAUCUAAUGUAUACAAUAAUCAAAUGUUAUAAACAAUUAAUAUAUGCUAUAAAAGGCAAAGCAUGGAGAACCGUGGGCACAGUUGUCAGGGCGACUUGGCCGCAGACGAAUCUCAUUCUCAUUUUGGGUCUGAAUUGGAGGCUUGUGUGGCUCAGGAAAUAAAUAACACGGAACUGGCCAACAAAGACUCCGAGUCCGACGUGGAUUGCACAGAGCCAACUGAAGAUAUAAAUCACAAGGAUACAGAACCACAUAAUGAGUAUAGGCGAGAUGAUCAAGAGUUGAAUUCUGCACAGAAAUCUAAGCAACGCGAGGACAGGCCACUCGUCUUGGAAGAAAGGCAUUCGCUUUCUAUAGCUGAAACAAAGAAGCGCCGUGCCAGAGUCCACUCCAAUGCGCAUUUGUUUAUACCCAAGGAGUUGGCUCGCAGUCAACUAAAUCGGCGUAGUUAUUGCUCAUCUGUGAACACUCUGGAUGGAAUUAGCAGGAACAGCGACUACUGCAUUCGAAUGCUUAAAUUUCCCGUUGGAUCGGGCCGUGCACGUUACGUUGCAGAGCAAAUGAAGAGGAGAAAGAGCAGAAAAUCACAGAAGUUGCAAUUGGAGGAGGAAAAGGAAGCAACAAAUGACAUGGGAUGCAUUAAAAGUGAACUAAAUGCCCAGUCGUUGCUAGAAUGCAAUGCUGCGACUGAACAAUUUGAUGAAAUAUUGGCAUCGAGUAGGUCCAGUGUGGAGACAGAGAAUCCGCACCUAAAUCGACUGGAAAACGGUAACGAUUGUUUCAUUGCACUCGAGGAUACCACUGAUGAAACUGAGAAUGAAGAGGAUGGUACGGAAGAGCUGAUUGAGCGCUUAUCCAAGCGCCAGUUGAAGAGAGAUGCGCGUUUGCAGUUGAAGCUGAAGGACAAUAAGCAACAGGAGCAGCUACAUUAUCAAUGCUUUCGUUGGCAUAAUCCCAGCUGCAAUGAUAAGGAGACUAAAAUGAGUGCUUUGAAGGACUUGGAGCGUAUCGGCUCGUCGGCCAAUUUUGAAGUUCAAGAGGACUUUAAUGAUGUAGUAGCAACAGCAGAUAAUGAAGAGCAUCAGCAGCAACCACAACAAGUGACAGAAUUACUUGAAUUAUCAGACGAGUCUGUAAAUAAAUUACCGGAAUUCCUGCCUGAUGUGAGAGUAACAACACAAAGAGAGAAACAACUGCAACUGCAAGAGCACAUAUCAAAUGAAUUAUCAGACAAGCCUGAACAUAAAUUGGACAAAUUCCUGCCAGAUAUUAGAGUAGCAACUCAACACCAAGAAGAUGAACAGCAGCAGCAACAUAACAAGUCUAUUCAGGCUGUUAGCAUACCGAGAUCAGAGCAUCUUCAACAGCAACAACAACUCAUUACUGAUGUGCCACCAACAACUAUCAACAACUAUCGUACAUUUGAGGCGCAACCUGCAGACUUGACAAUGCGACGACUUUGUUUGCAGCCAAUAGACACUAGGGACAUGUUGCAGCUACACAGCGCCAACACCAAUGCUGGCAAUAAUGUUCUCAACGAACACUUGCAACAGCCUUUCGUGGAGCCAUCGGAUUUGAUGCAGCCAUGGCGGAUGCAGCAAUACGAAAGGCUCGUGUAUCGGCCACCUGCACCACAGCAACAGUUGUCACUUGCCAUACAGCAGCAGCAACAGGUACUAAUGCGAGAGCAACAACUUCAAUCGAUUUAUCAAGAGCAUCAAUGGGACGAAUGUCGAGAGGAACUGCAAAAUCUCAACGCACAGUAUAAGACAUUAAAAUAUAAGGAAGCUGAGCAGCUGCAGGGCUUAAGCAAAUCACUCAGUGAGCUCUAUGACAAUCGACUAAUCAGAAAGCGGCGACAUGAUGAAUAUCAUAGAACGUUUCUGCAAAAAAUGGAGGAGAGUAAAAAGCAAGAAGAAUGUCUUCACGUUCAAAAGCAUAAGCUUAAGUUGCAAAUACAGGCGGAUCUAAGCAGCUUACACCAGCGUAUUACUAACAAAAAUCGUGAAUUGCAAGAACGGGCAUGGCAAUGUCAACGACAACAACAGCUUCUUCACCAACAGCACCAGCAACAGGAGCUCGCAUACAGGCAACACCAACAGCACCAGCAUCAACAGCAGCUGCAUCAACAUUUUCUUCGGCAUCUGCAGCCGCCACGCAGGCCACCGCUAAUGCAACCACCCCCAAUCCCACCACAAUCAGUUUAUCAUCCACAUUGCAUUGAAACACCAGUGGCACAAAGCUUUGACGAAUGCAUUAUGCGACGUCAGCGCUUCAUUGACCCGACACAUCAGCCAUUUCAGCAAUCCAGAGCGAAUGUUGCCAUAAAUCCAAGUAGGGGUUACUACGACCAUUUGACAGUCAGGAGCGAUAUUCCGCACUUUACACUGCCUGAGUUGCCAAUCGCAAGUGGCACGACUCAAGUGAAUCGAGCGAUUGAGCAAACUGCAAUUACGUCCAUUAUAAGCAACUACGUCACAAAUUUUUUGAAUGAUACGGAAACAACGCAUCGAUAGAUCAGUCUGGAAAGAAGAAUGCUAUUUGUGAUCUUUUACUUGCUCUUACUUAAGAUAUUAAUAGGAAUUUUAAAUGAAUAAUUCUCAAUUAGUA